Molecule: messenger RNA, 3492 nt
Organism: Mesocestoides corti
Lineage: Eukaryota; Metazoa; Platyhelminthes; Cestoda; Cyclophyllidea; Mesocestoididae
Source: the annotation of a GenBank genome assembly
AUGGAUUCGUUUGGGUCUGUUGACAAAUUGGAAGGUUCAGAUCUUAAAGAAAAAGGUGGUCUUGUUUUCCCUAAACGCAAUUCAGGCGCAUCGAGCACGUCAGAUGCGUUUAAAAAACCAAAAUCCUCGGUUUUUGGCCUCGAUAAGCUUGCUGCCAAAAAACGGGCUGAGUCGCAAGGCACUCUGCCUUCUAACCCCAUCUCCAAACAAAGAAAUUAUCGCGAACCACGAGUGGAGACACCUUCGUACGGGGGCGGGGUUAGUAAGGACUAUCUAGAUUCUCAAAUGUACAAGAAAAGCAGAGAAAAGGCUGGCAAAUUUAAAGCCGGUCUUGCCUACAAGACUGGCGACCCAUUCAAACACAAUGACAAAGACCGCCAUCGAAUGCAAGAUGAUGACCGUGAUCACCAUCGCCACCAAAGUGGCAGAAACGAACGAGCCUCCAGCCGAAUAGGAAGCGAGGAGAGUGCUCGAAGGAUUCGUGAACGCGACUGGGAAGCCGAGACACCGAGAAGUGGUGACAGCAGCCAUCGCUCCCACGGCACCUCCUCGUCCUACUCGCGGUACAUUGAGACGCCUCGUCACCUCCGUCCGUCUGACACACCCACUCCUUCCCGCUCUGCGGCUUGGGAGAAUGAUGAUCUGUCGGAAAAGAAGCGUACCAGAUACGAUUACACCCCAAUGCAGACACCAUCCUUCAUGCACAACUCCUGGAUGAAAGGUGGAGGAAGGGGCAAGCAGGUGGCACCGACGCCGGCCACAGGAAAUCAGACUCCCUUCACUCCCGUUGACCCACAAGAAAUGGAGGCGGAGGCAGAACGACUAGACAGAAAUUGGUACCUGAUGGAUGAUGGAUAUGACGAGGGGAACAAUCCAUUCAUAGACGUUCCUGACGAGUAUGUGGCGAAAAGGGAGCGUCAGCUGGCCGAGGCGCGGAAACGGAAGAUUCGAAUGUCGGCCCGAGCAGUGCAGAUACAAAAAGAGAACCAGGCCUGGGAGAUCAACCGGAUGCUUCGCUCCGGGGUUGUGGAACGAAUUGCUGGCGCAGAGGGUGGCCUCGAUGAGGAGGACUUAGACGAAGAGGGAGAAGCAAGGAUACACUUGCUAGUAAAGAAUAUCAUGCCUCCGUUUCUCGAUGGACGUAUUAUUUUCACCAAACACCCGGAGCCAGUUCUGCCUGUAAAGGAUCCUGACGGCGUGAUGACCAAGGUGGCUGCCAAGGGCAGCGCGAUGGUGCGCUACUUCCGCGAGCAGAAGGAGCGCCGACGCGCCCAAAAGAAGGAGUGGGAGUUGGCUGGCACGCGCAUCGGCGAGAUCAUGGGCAUCAAGCAGGCGGACAACGAGGAGGGCGACAAGUGGCACGAGGGCUCUUACCGCGAGUCGCAGACAUUCGCCGACAAAAUGGUCGACCAGAAGGACCAGGCGGUGUCGGCGUUCGCGAAGCAGAAGACCAUCAAGGAGCAGCGCCAGUACCUUCCCAUCUUCGGGGUGCGCUCGGCCCUCCUACGCCUCAUCAAGGAGCACCAGAUUGUCGUAAUAGUUGGCGAGACGGGCAGCGGCAAGACAACCCAGUUGACCCAGUACCUGCACGAGGAGGGUUUCACCAACUACGGCAUGGUUGGCUGCACACAGCCGCGUCGCGUCGCCGCGAUGUCAGUGGCGAAGCGUGUCGCGGACGAGAUGGGCGUGUGCCUGGGCGACGAGGUGGGCUACGUGAUCCGGUUCGAGGACUGCACCAACGAGAAGACCGUCAUCAAGUACAUGACCGAUGGUAUCUUGCUGCGGGAGUCCCUUCGCGAGUCCGAUCUCGAUCCGUACUCGGCCAUCAUCAUGGACGAAGCCCACGAGCGCUCCCUCAACACGGACGUCCUUUUCGGUCUCCUGCGAGAGAUUGUAAGUCGUCGAAAUGACUUGAAGCUGAUCAUCACCUCGGCUACAAUGGACUCGGAGAAGUUCGCGCAGUUCUUCGGUGACUGCCCGAUAUUUCACAUCCCCGGCCGAACGUUCCCUGUGGACAUCCAGUUCAGCAAAACGCCCGUCAUGGACUACGUCGACGCCGCAGUCAAGCAAGCCAUUCAAGUCCACCUCGGCGCGCCUGAGGGUGACAUUCUCGUCUUCAUGACCGGCCAAGAGGACAUCGAGGUGACGUGCGAGCUCAUCGCUGAACGUCUGGGCAGUCUGGACGAGGCUCCGCCACUCUCCGUCCUCCCCAUCUACUCCCAGCUGCCGAGCGAUCUGCAGGCGAAGAUCUUCCAGAAAACCGAGGACAACAUUCGCAAAUGCGUCGUCGCCACCAACAUCGCCGAGACCUCACUCACGGUCGAUGGCAUCCGCUAUGUGAUUGACGCGGGCUACUGCAAAUUGAAGGUCUUCAAUCCGCGCAUUGGCAUGGACGCUCUCCAGCUGUUCCCCAUAAGCCAGGCCAACGCCAAUCAGAGAGCUGGUCGUGCAGGUCGCACGGGUCCUGGUGUGGCCUACCGCCUCUACACGAUCGGUCAAUUCGAGGAGGAGAUGCUUCUGUCCUCCGUGCCGGAGAUUCAACGCACCAACUUGGCCAACGUCGUCCUCUUGCUCAAGUCCCUCGGUGUUCGUGACCUCAUGCGAUUUCACUUCAUGGACCCGCCUCCACAGGACAAUAUUCUGAAUUCAAUGUGCCAACUCUGGGUGUUCGGCGCCCUCGACAACACGGGCGGUUUGACUCAACUGGGUCGGCAAAUGGUCGAAUUCCCCCUUGAUCCUGCGCUUUCGAAGCUCCUACUCGUGGCUUGUGAUAUGGGCUGCUCCGAGGAGGCCCUGACCAUUGUUUCCAUGCUCUCCGUACCGUCGAUUUUCUUCCGUCCGAAAGGCCGCGAAGAGGAUGCCGAUUUGGCCCGGGAAAAUUACUCGCCGUCCUUCUGUACGCGCAACUUCAUCCACGUGAAGGCGAUGCGGAAGGUGCGUGAGGUCCGUCAGCAGUUGAAGGAGAUCAUGGAGCAGCACAAAGUGGCUCUCUGCUCAAGCGGCACCGACUGGGACGUUGUCCGGCGCUGUCUCUGCUCCGCAUUCUUCCAUCAGGCGGCCAGGAUAAAGGGUCUAGCUGAAUACGUGAAUCUGCGCACUGGCAUGCCGUGCCGACUGCAUCCAACCAGCUCCCUCUACGGAAUGGCCUACACGCCCGACUACAUCAUCUACCAUGAGCUGGUUAUGACCUCGAAGGAGUACAUGCAAUGUGUUACCGCUGUCGACGGCAAUUGGCUUGCUGAGUACGGGUCGAUUUUCUACAGUGUGAAGGACCAGAGCCUGAGCAGAGAAGAGCGCCAACGACGCGAAGAGGCGGAACGCGCUGAAAUGGAGGCGGAGAUGAAGGCGGCGGAGAUUCAGCUGGCUCGCCACAAGGACGAAAUCGACCACUCAAUGAGCUCCAGUCGAAUACACCCGAUCGCAACUCCGGGCUUCCGAAAACCGGGAACUCCUGCUGUCUCGAAGCGUCCUCGUGGUCGUAUUGGAUUGUGA